Molecule: messenger RNA, 1855 nt
Organism: Boleophthalmus pectinirostris (great blue-spotted mudskipper)
Lineage: Eukaryota; Metazoa; Chordata; Actinopteri; Gobiiformes; Gobiidae
Product: OX-2 membrane glycoprotein-like
Exons: 8
Coding region: 275-1375 (366 amino acids)
Molecular function (GO): cell-cell adhesion mediator activity
Source: RefSeq, a predicted model, not a curated record
AGUGGCCUCAAGUAAAGCAGAAAUCCGGGAAUGAGGCGGUGCACAGUGAGAAUCCUAUAUUUAAAUCGCAUCAGCACCUUGCCUGGGUGCUCGGGCUACAAUGUUGGCUGAAGAGGCGGCGAUUUUCUGCAAGAUACUACGUAGGACACCGAUGUAGAGAGGCGAAAGGCGGACGAUUUCUUAUCAACCUUGGAGUGAAUUUGCUAUAAAAUGUGGUAGGACUAGGCGGACCACUGGACAACUGUUAUACCACGGUAACCAGCUGAGGACUGCGAUGUGUACACCAACCUGGCCCCUUUGUCUGCUGCUCUGCUUGUUAGUUUUGGCUGUGUCCCGGACAUCAGGUGUGGUGACUGCUCCGUCCGCCCUUACUAUUACAGUGGGCCAGCCUCUUAACCUCAGCUGUAGCAUCACUCUCACCCCUAACAACAAAGUUCGUCAAAUCCGAUGGCUCAACAAAGACAAGCACACCCUGCUAGCAUACACGCCAGUCUCUCCUCCCACUGUUAGCGUCCAGGACCCCAGUGUGCACCUCAUCCUGUCCCAUCCCGAGUUCAGUACCAUUGCUAUAAAAGAGGUAAAGCCAGAGGACGAGGGUUGCUACGUCUGCAUAUUCGAUGUGUAUCCAGGUGGUCGGCAACAAGGAAAGACCUGUGUUUCAGUUACUGGAACUGUGGAACACAAAAGCAACACGACUGCAAUAGCUGGCAAGCCAACCAAUCUCUCCUGCUCGUACACGUUACCAUCAAGAGUUCUGCAAGUUGUGUGGAAGAAAAGAGGCCAGAAACGAACUGUAAUAGCAUCCUACUCCAAACAAGGGCAUUUUAGCAUUGCAGAAAUGUUUUUAAAUAGAAUUAGUUUGGAUAAAACUCUGGGCGAUUCACAGUUGUCCAUACAGGAAGUAAAGCUGGAGGAUGAGGCUUGCUAUACUUGUGAGUUCCAUACGUAUCCAGAUGGGACGAAGAGCGCAAUGACCUGCCUCACUAUCUAUGUUUUACCAACGCAAGAGAUGAACUACGUGACCCUCCCGUCCGGUGACAUAAAAGCCAACUGCAGUGUUCAGUCCAAACCUUUAGCCCAGAUUGAGUGGGACUUUGGGGGGUUCAAUCGGACACUAGGAGCCCCCAUGUACUACUCCUAUAACCACAGUGAUGGAACUACUACAGAGACCAGUACAGUCUUAUUAAAAUCAGAAGCGCUCAGUGAUGUCAAGUGUAUCAUUCAUCAUCCCGGACUAGAAAAACCUCUUGUGGUUUCUCUACCAAACAGUAUGGACUCUCUGAUCGUGCUCCUCGCCGUGUGCGGAGUGGUAGUUGUGUUACUGAUCUGUUUAUGCGUCUGCCUCUGCAAAUGCUUUUUCUGCAACGAUGACUAAUUUGGGGCCAGAUGCUGAUUUGACCUUUUCACCUUUGUCUGAAAACUGCUGCACCCUGACUGAACAAAAAGAACCGAGAAGGCAUCAAAGAGAAGACUCGCACACCUACGCAACCUCAACCUGCAAGACUAACUUUAUAAUAUUAUUUUUAAAGACGCAGAAAGCUCAUUUAAACCAGAUAAGUUCAUAAUGCCGCUAUGAGUAAGCUUAGAGAAGUUAUUCUAGCUUCACAACAUGCACAAUAAAAGCAGUGGUUGACUUGUUACUUCAUUUGUGGUCAAAGCUUUUGUGCUAUGGAACAUACGGGUGUAGGCCGUUGUGUUAACCAUUUGGUAUUAUAAUGAAGUCACUAACAACACUACAAUAGAAUCUUUUUCCUUUUCAUCUGCAAAUCAAUCUUUUGUUAGUAUUAUUUAUAUAAAGUGUAAGCCCUAAUCAUAGUAUUUUAUUUUCUGUUAAUAAAAUAAAAAUUAAACUUAA